GGCGUGUCUAACCAUCCUGCGCCUAGCCCUACAGUACAGUUUCUGUACCUAUGAUGGAGUUUCAAUUUCUCCCUUAGAUAUUUUUGUCUUCUAAUUUGACCACAAUUAACCAAUAAAAUUGAUCUAUCUAGGGUUAGGAGGUGUGGAUCCGCUCAGAAUUUUAACCGAUUAUAAUCUUCCAAAGAUUAGGGUUUCCCACCUGUGUUCAUUGCCGCCACUACUCAUACAUACAACCAAAGAUACUAGUUAUAUUUUACAAACAUAUCUGAUCUGCUGAAAUUUUAUUGUUUUUACUUUGUAAAUCGCAUUUUCGUGAAGAAGAAAGGAACAUUUUCAUUUUGAUAUCAGAUAUCACUCUUUUUCAUUUUUCAGGCAAUUGGGCGUUUUUUUUUUUUUUUUUUGUGUCAAUUGUCAGAAUUUAAGAGUGAAUUUUGGUCCUUGAAUUCUUGUGGGAUCGGGGACUAGGGUUCUUCUGCUGUUGGGUGAAUAGUUUUCCUUGUAUUUUUAGAAAGGAAGUUUUUUAUUGGGUUUAUAUCUGGGGCAGUUGAAGAAUGGAUAAGAAGAAGGUUGUAGCUCCAUUGGUUUGCCAUGGACAUUCACGUCCAGUUGUGGAUUUGUUCUACAGCCCGAUAACGCCUGAUGGUUUCUUCCUUGUUAGUGCAAGCAAGGACUCAACGCCGAUGUUGAGAAAUGGAGAGACUGGUGACUGGAUUGGUACCUUCCAAGGGCAUAAGGGUGCUGUGUGGAGUUGUUGCCUGGAUAAGCAUGCUCUACGUGCUGCCUCUGCAUCUGCGGAUUUUUCUGCGAAAUUAUGGGAUGCAUUAACUGGGGACGAACUGCACUCGUUUGAGCACAAGCACAUAGUUCGUGCUUGUGCCUUCUCAGAGGAUACCCACCUUCUGCUAACUGGAGGAAUGGAAAAAAUCCUUCGCAUUUUUGAUUUAAAUAGGCCUGAUGCACCUCCCAGGGAAAUUGAGAAGUCUCCUGGUUCAGUCAGAACUGUUGCUUGGCUCCACAGUGAUCAAACAAUCUUAGGUUCCUGUACCGAUAUGGGUGGGGUGAGGUUGUGGGAUGUGAGAACUGGCACAAUUGUCCGGACACUUGAGACCAAAUCCUCUGUAACCAGUGCUGAAGUGAGUCAAGAUGGCCGCUAUAUAACCACUGCCGAUGGGUCAACUGUUACGUUCUGGGAUGCAAAUCACUUUGGGUUGGUAAAGAGUUAUGACAUGCCCUGCAUUGUGGAAUCAGCUUCAUUGGAGCCAAAGUAUGGUAAUAAGUUCAUAGCUAGUGGAGAAGACAUGUGGAUUCAUGUAUUCGAUUUUCACACAGGAGCAGAAAUCGGUUGCAACAAAGGCCACCAUGGUCCUGUGCACUGCGUGCGUUUCUCACCGGGAGGUGAAUCUUAUGCCUCUGGAUCUGAAGAUGGGACUAUUAGAAUAUGGCAGACUGGUCCUCAAAAUAAUACCAACCAAGAGACUUCGGGUUCCAAUGGACCUAUCCAGAAUGUUAAAGAUGCAGCAGAUGAGGUUGCUCGUCAGAUUGAGAAUGCGCAUAUUGCCGAAGAAGAUAAGACCGUCAGUGAAAAGGCACAGGCUGGAUAAACAAUAUAUUGUGUUUUAAUGUGUUUGAUAUAGUUUUUGCCUGAGUCAACGGGUUGUAUUGGUGGCGUAAAUGUUCAGCGAUUUGUCUUUUGAAAUAAAGAUGAAGCUUAAUCUUGUUAUCUUUUACAUCCCUUGUGAAAAAAGUGUGAUUGAAUGUGCAUCUUUUGUUUAUUUUAUGAUUGAA
This is a messenger RNA of Sesamum indicum (sesame), 1785 nucleotides long. RefSeq lists its product as uncharacterized. Gene Ontology annotation, biological process: spliceosomal snRNP assembly. Gene Ontology annotation, molecular function: protein binding; RNA binding. The record is from RefSeq and is a predicted model, not a curated record. NCBI's taxonomy places the organism in Eukaryota, Viridiplantae, Streptophyta, Magnoliopsida, Lamiales, Pedaliaceae. Gene Ontology annotation, cellular component: SMN complex.